Peronospora matthiolae is the source of this 1560-nucleotide messenger RNA. Lineage: Eukaryota; Oomycota; Peronosporomycetes; Peronosporales; Peronosporaceae. The record is from the annotation of a GenBank genome assembly.
AUGUCCUCUGCUCAUGAUGCCACCACCAAGAUCUCCAUUGACAAGUUCGACGGCGACAACUACGCGACGUGGAGCCGCUACAUGCGUGGCGUGUUCCUGACCAAGUCGGCGUGGCACGUGGUGAACCGGGAUACCACCCCCACCUUCGCCGAUCCUCGCGCCAGUGACGACUACGUCAAGACGAACAACAUUGCGUUCGGCUUGAUGCUUCUGCACAUAAGCGCGGAUUAUCAUCACGUGGUUGAUGACUGUGAAGAGGCGUGGGUCGCGUGGGCGCGUUUGAAGACGCUGUACGGCGGGUCGCAGAAGGCUGGACGCAUCUACUUGAAGCGCCAGCUGUUCAGCAUGGAGAUGGCGGAAGGCGACAAUGUGAUGCAUCAUUGCAACGAAGUCCUCAACAUCAGCGCGAAGCUGGCUAGCAUCGGCGCCAAGAUGGAGGACGAGGACGUUGCGAUCUGCUUACUGCGCAGUCUGCCCAAGAGUUUCGAGAACCGGCAAGGUGCGAAGGCUACGGUGAAGACUGAAGACGCGGCCAAGGCGUUCAGUACCGAGCGUGAACCUCGCCAGUGUACAUACUGCGGAAAAUUGGGGCACACGGCGGAGCGGUGCUGGACCAAGCAGAAGGACGAAAAUCAAGGUGGAGCUCGACGCGGCGGCAACAAUGCUCGUGGACGCGGAGCCAACAACGUUCAGUGGCGAACCAACAACAACAACAACGACGACAACUACGAUCGAGUUGCGUUCGCGGUUUCGCUGGAGGCUGGACUUUCGACGGGCAAGAAUAUGCCAGGGAUGUGGGCAGUCGACAGCGGUGCGACGCAUCACAUCUGCAACGACAAGGCCAAGUUUGCAAGUCUGAAUGAGCGAGAGGAAGGCGAACUAUCAGUGGCUGAUGGCAGCAAGGCUGCGAUCAAGGGUGUGGGAACCAUCAUGGAACGGGUGGUUCUGCCCAAUGGUGACGAACGCGACAUCGAGAUCAAGGACGCACUGUUCGUACCAAGUAUGAGCAAGAAUCUGCUUUCGGUGCCACAGAUCAACAAGGGUGGCAGGUUCCAAGUCGUGUUCGAUGGAUCCAAGAUGCAAGUGAAGCGCAAGAAUUCCACACAAGUCGUGGCAACAGCGGAUCUCGUCGAUGGACUUUACUGGCUGCGGACUCCUCAACGAUCGGCAAAUGCAGCAACACGCAAUGGGACCAUCGACUUGCAUGCGCGCAUGGGUCAUGCACCCCUCGAAGUUCUGCGCAAGAUGGUGGCCACUGGCAUGAUCAAGGACGCCAAGGCACCUCUCAACUCGACUGGUCCAAGUGUGUGUCGCGGUUGCCAGCAAGGAAAGAUGGUCCAAAAACCAUUCCCAACCAACCGUGACAAACGCCAAUAUGGUGUGUUCGAGUUGCUGCACUUCGACAUCUGCGGGCCAAUGGAACAAGUCUCGAUCGGCGGCAGCAAAUACUUACUGCUUGUGGUUGAAGAAGCUAGCGGUUGCAUGAAGGGCUUCUGUCUGCGGUCCAAGUCUGAGAGUGAAGACUGUAUCAAGAACCACAUCAUCAAGAUUCAAACUUAG